Molecule: messenger RNA, 4192 nt
Organism: Rattus rattus (black rat)
Lineage: Eukaryota; Metazoa; Chordata; Mammalia; Rodentia; Muridae
Gene: Nemp1
Product: nuclear envelope integral membrane protein 1
Exons: 8
Coding region: 357-1430 (357 amino acids)
Cellular component (GO): nuclear envelope
Source: RefSeq, a predicted model, not a curated record
GAAGCCCCACCCCGGGCACCUCAGCUCCCUUUACCAGCUUAGAGUACUAUGAUCCUGAGGUAAACGUUCUUCCUUCUUGCUUGUGUUUGCUUCCUCCCCUGUGGAGUCUGCACACUCAUGCCUCUUCUGAAAUGUCUUGUCCUACUUUGGCUGGAAUCUGGGGUGCCUGUCUGAACUCUUGUCCUGCGGUUCCCAUUCUAUUCUGAUUGUGUGAGAGAAGUUUCCUCUGGGUAGAAUGACUUUGGGCUCUUUUAUUUCAUAACACAGUUCAGUUGCCCAGCAAGCACGAGACUCUGGCUGUGACAGUGAUUGAACAGAAUAAGCCUUUGAAGAUGGUGCUGUAAAUACAGACACUGAUGAGGGUUCGGGUAAAUAGCUCCAAAUUGGUCCGUGUUACCCAGGUGGACAGUGAGGAGAGACUGAAGGAGCUGGAACAGUUUAGUGUCUGGAACUCUCUCUCUUCUUUUUUAAAAGAGAAACUGAAUGAUACCUAUGUUAAUGUGGGUCUGUACAGCACAAAAACCUGCCUCAAAGUUGAGAUUAUAGAGAAGGACACCAAAUACAGUGUCAUUGUGACACGGAGAUUUGACCCCAAGCUCUUCCUUGUUUUCCUCCUUGGACUGACACUGUUUUUUUGUGGAGACUUGUUGAGCAGGAGUCAAAUUUUCUACUAUUCCACUGGGAUGAGCGUGGGAAUCGUGGCUUCUCUCUUAAUCGUCAUUUUUAUGAUCUCUAAAUUGAUGCCCAAGAGAAGUCCCAUUUACGUCAUCCUGGUAGGAGGCUGGUCCUUUUCUCUGUACCUCAUUCAGCUAGUUUUUAAGAAUUUGCAAGAGAUAUGGAGGUGUUAUUGGCAUUAUCUUCUAAGCUACAUCCUCACAGUUGGAUUCAUGAGUUUUGCAGUGUGCUAUAAGUAUGGGCCUCUGGAGAAUGAACGCAGCAUCAACCUACUGACCUGGACGCUGCAGCUGCUGGGCCUGGGUUUCAUGUAUUCCGGCAUUCAGAUCCCGCACGUUGCCUUUGCUCUCAUCGUCAUUGCACUGUGUACUAAGAACCUGGAGUACCCUAUCUACUGGCUGUACAGCACCUACAGAAGGAUGUGUAAGGCAUCAGAAAAGCCUGUCCCCCCUCGCCUCCUGACAGAAGAAGAGUAUCGGAUACAAGGAGAGGUGGAGACCCAAAAGGCUUUACAGGAACUCCGAGAAUUCUGUAACAGUCCGGAGUGCUCUGCCUGGAAGACAAUAUCUCGAAUUCAGUCUCCAAAAAGAUUCGCCGACUUUGUAGAAGGUUCUUUUCACCUUACGCCAAAUGAAGUUUCUGUUCAUGAGCAGGAGUAUGGACUAGGGAGCAUCCUUGCCCAGGAUGAGGAGCUGUCCUCAGAGGAGGAGGGCUCAGAGGACCUUCCUCUGACACAGAACAGUUUCCUGACUUAAAUGGCAGUCAUUUGUUUUCAUGUAGACUGGCACGAUGCCUUGAUGACCCAUGUUGAAAGCGCUGUGCGAUUCUCCCAGGCUUUGAUGACAGCCUGGAGCAGGUGCAGGAGGUCUCGUACUGAAAUGAAGGGGCUUCGUGGGUUGCCCUCUGGCAGUACUUUUGGUGUGUACCUCAGGAUGGUCCUCUUCGAGGAGAGAUUGACAGAGGCAGUGAGGGCUGUGACCACUUGCUUCUGACAAUUGAGCGCUUGACCCACUUUGCUGUUCUUGAAGUAAUUGUUUGCCCACAGCCAGCAGGACAUCCUAGCUCCUGUUUGAAAGUUUACUGAAUUCUGGCAACUCUGUCACUGUGACAAACCCUUAGAAAUGAGUAUUAAGUGCAGUAAUGCAUUCAAAUGGAGGCUGCAUCUUUUAAAGAGAAUCUAUGAGUGAGAGCCAUUUUUUUUUACUUCUGUCUGCUUUUAUUUCAGUGGAUCCUUAUAAUAAUCCUUGAUUUAAAUAUUGAAGAAGAAAUAGAUUAUUACCUAUCUUGUUUUUUAAACAAAUGUAUUUUUUUAAGUGCAACAAAUUCAUGUUCCAGAACCAAUAAGUGCUCCAGAGUACAAACCCUACUGAUCCCAGAUAUUUAUUGGUAUGGGUACUCCGUGGAAACCCCUGGAGCUGCUGCUGCUGGUGAGCUUGAACUCUCACGAGUCUGAUUUUAGUUUGCUUGCAUUUAGGAGAACGUCUGCUGCCCUUCUGUAGGUUCGGUUUCCUAAGCUUUUUAUUUAACACUGGCAUUUUUCUCUUGCCGUUUCUCACCACUGACUUUUCCCACUCAGGAACUCCCUUUCCUGUGGAGUGUGCACAGUUGAGAAUCUGUCUCAUUUUCCGAUUUGCCUCCACCUCCUUUCUAACGUAUCUCCUGCUGUGUACCUCAGGCUGGUCGAGGUUCCCUCUGCAUCCAGCAGUUCUGUUUUGACUUUCCUUCCCUGUCAGGAGCUGCUAUGUACCUGAGGCUGGUCCUUUCACCUUAGCUUUUAGCUGCUGGAAUUUUAAGCCUGUGCUGCUGUACCAAGUUUCUUUUUUUUCUUCUUUUUUGGUUUUCGAGACACAGUUUCUCUGCAGUUGCUCUAUAGACCAGACAGGCCUGGAACUUACAGAGAUCCACCUGCCUCCGCCUCCCAAGUGUGCUACCACCGGCUGGCAUGUCAAACUUCUAGUCUUGUUUCUUACAUAUAAAUACUCCUUUACCUUGGUUCCUUAUUUGUACUCCUCUUCCCCCCAGUCAGAUCACAGAUUUUCUGAGUUGCUACACAAUCAGGAAACUGUCCCAGGUCUGGGGAUGUAGCUCAGUGGUAGAGUGCUUACUGGUUCAGCAUGCAAGGCCCUGAUUGGAUCACUCCCACCACAACAACAAAAUGAGCCUUUUCUCCUUGUCCUUGUCUCUCUUUUAUGUAUCCAUUCUACCCAUUCAGCCUUCCUUCCCACCAGCAUGCUCCCAGGUCUUGGAAUUUGUAAGUCCUGAGCAGCCAUCUACUGAGUGUCUUUCCAUACAGUUUUAGUUUUGUAGCUGGCAGAGAGCAGACCUUCAGGUGUGCUUCCUGCCUCUGCUGCCCAUUCAGCUGUUAGAUCUGACACAUUCCUGAGUGUACUACACUUAUAGGUCCAUUUCGGUAGAGAUGCUGCCCCUUCAGCAUGAGUGAUGUCAGCUUCAGAACCUCUUGCCUUUGCAGAACCCUUAGAAGCUAGCAGGAUUGUUUAUGAGGGACAGACCCUCAAGUUUCUGCCGUUUGCUUGGUUCUUUCAUUGUGAUCUUCACCAUACACUGGAGGAAGUGUGUAAUGUUUGUAAUUCCUUCAGCCAGGGAGGUCGGUGCUCACUCAGGAAUACAGCAUCAGACUCAUUGUCUUAGGAUCAUCAAGGAGGAAGAUGGUAUUUUCAGGAAGCUCUUAGGGCUUCUUCAGAUCCGCUUUCAACAUGUAAUUUUGGAAGACCCUGGGCUCUACUGCUAGCAUCCAAAAUGUCAGCUGAGACACCUCUCCAGGUGGCCAGUUAGUUAUUUCAACCAAUGUUCCCCAUAGCCUUAAAUUGUCCUAAAGUGACAACUACCUCACUUGGUAGAAGGUGACAGGAGAAAUGAAAAGGAGCAUAUCUGAGCAGACGCUGUGGUUAGAGCUGAGGGUACGAGAAACUUUGUGAUGGAGCCUUUUUGUCUCUGUGAAUUAUGAACGUGGUAAAAAUUUGUCCCCUUUCAAAGAACUUAAAGCUCCUGAAGGGGCGGGAAUGAACUUCAGAGGCAGUGAGUGCUUGUCCCGCAGGUACAGGCUGUGGUUCAGUUUCUGGCAUCCCAAAAACAGAGCCCACCACUAACGAGAGCCUCCAGAAUACACUGUUUUGGAGGCUUCUCUACAGAAAUUUAUACCUAGUGUAUUUUAGUGUAAACUCAGUUGUACACCUGGUGUAGGUCUUGGCAGACCUUAGUGCCUCCCCCCUCACUCCUUAUGGAUGGUAGCUUGCUAAGGCUUUGGACUUCUAUUAAUUUUAAUGAGAAGUCACUGUAAGUGACUUUGAUCUUCUGUGGGUUGACUCCCUGUGAAAUACAGAUUUCUUUUCAAGGCCAUUUUUAAUUUAACUGUAUUUGAAUUUGGGGCCAGCAAACCAAGCUCAUUUUCUUACCCCUGCUUGGUAGUUGAAGAACAGAGUGCUGUGAGAGCUGCUCUCAGACAGUGAAGGACAGAUGGCGCCUACUCUGUAUGCUGUGUAUCCUUGCCCCGCCCGCC